AUGGCUUUCUCUAACACAAUCAAGGGCUGGAGAUACUUGAGGCCUAUAAUUGUUGUUGAUGGAACUUUCUUGAAAAAUGCACAUGGCGGUACCCUAUUUUCAGCAUCAACGUUAGAUUCAAAUAACAACAUUUUUGUCUUGGCUUUUGGAAUAGCAGACUCUGAAAAUGAUAACUCUUGGAUUUGGUUCUUCUCCAAACUGAGAGACACGUAUGGAGAACCCGAAGGAUUGACUAUUGUUUCCAAAAGACACAAGAGCAUGGACAAUGCAGUACAUAUGGUGUACCCAAAUGCUUUCCAUGGAGCUUGCAUGUUUCACUUGCUUAAUAAUUUGAAAAGCAAGUAUGGAAGCCAUGGAGAAGAGCUACACAUGAAUUUCAUUGCAGCAAAAGCAUACACAAAAACAAAAUGUGAACACUACAUGAGAGGCCUUGAUAGACUUGACAGAUGCAUUAGACCCUAUUUAGAGAAAGGCAAGUAUGAAACUUGGGCAAGAUCAUACUCACCAACAAAAAUAUAUACCAUGAUGACACCCAACAUUGCAGAAUCGCUCAACGCUACACUAAAAGCUGCAAGAAAUCUCCCUAUUGAUAUCUUGGUUGAAUGCCUUAAAAGUUUGGUUCAAAAGUGGGUUUGGAACAACUCAAAUAAUGCAAACGGAACAUUCACAAAAGUCUCUACAACAACAGAAAAUGAGUUGAGACAUGACAUUAUUUCGAAAAUGAAGUAUGAGGUUCAAGAAGAUGAAAUGCCAUGUGGGCAUGCAAUAGAUGUAAUUGCAAAGAGAAACUUGGGAGUGUAUGAUUAUUGUGCAAAGUUGUACAAAACAGAAACGUUGAAAGCAUUGUAUCAAGAAAAUGUUCAUCAUUUGCCCCAUAAAGAUGAAUGGAAUCUCCCAUAA
Messenger RNA from Humulus lupulus (European hop), 900 nucleotides. RefSeq lists its product as uncharacterized. Bases 1 to 900 code for a protein of 299 amino acids. The record is from RefSeq and is a predicted model, not a curated record. NCBI's taxonomy places the organism in Eukaryota, Viridiplantae, Streptophyta, Magnoliopsida, Rosales, Cannabaceae. The transcript has 3 exons.